Messenger RNA from Lathyrus oleraceus (garden pea), 899 nucleotides. RefSeq names its product agamous-like MADS-box protein AGL62. Bases 54 to 767 code for a protein of 237 amino acids. The record is from RefSeq and is a predicted model, not a curated record. Gene Ontology annotation, molecular function: protein dimerization activity; DNA-binding transcription factor activity, RNA polymerase II-specific; RNA polymerase II cis-regulatory region sequence-specific DNA binding. Gene Ontology annotation, biological process: positive regulation of transcription by RNA polymerase II. The transcript has a single exon. Lineage: Eukaryota; Viridiplantae; Streptophyta; Magnoliopsida; Fabales; Fabaceae.
AGUUCUAAAUAUAUUCAUCACUUUCUUUUCUCAUCUCUUUUUGAGUUUCAACUAUGUCAACCGGAAGGAAAAGUCGUGGUCGCCAAAAGAUUGAGAUGAAAAAGAUGAGCAAUGAAAGCAAUUUGCAAGUGACUUUCUCGAAGCGUCGUAGUGGACUUUUCAAGAAAGCCAGUGAACUUUGCACACUUUGUGGUGCUGAUGUUGCUCUUGUUGUAUUCUCACCUGGUGAGAAGGUGUUUUCCUUUGGUCACCCACAUGUUGAUACGGUCAUAGAUCGUUAUCUAUCACGGGUUCCACCCCAAAACAAUGGCACCAUGCAAUUCAUUGAGGCUCACCGUAGCGCCAAUGUGAGAGAUCUCAAUAACCAACUGACUCAAAUCAACAAUAAAUUGGACAUUGAGAAGAAACGUGGUGAUGAGCUGAGCCAUUUGCGCAAGGCAACUGAGGAUCAGUUUUGGUGGGCUUGUCCAAUUGAAGGGAUGAAUAGGGCUCAACUUGAAUUAUUUAAGAAGGCAUUGGAGGAACUUAAGAAACUUGUUGCACAACAUGCUGAUAGGCUUGUAAUUCAGGGUGCACCUACUCAAACUAUUCCAUUUUUUGUUGGAAAUGGUUCAAACUCUAACGUGCCAAUUCAUCACCAGGCAAAUCCUCAACAAGCUCAAAUGUUUCAGCAACAAUUUUUCCAGAAUCCUAUGAUGCAACCUCAUUUGUUUGGUUUCAACAAUAUGGGUGGAAGUGGUGGAUAUGGACCCUCUGGAUUCUUUUGAUCUAAUGGCUUGGAUCCGUCUUAAGAGAUGCCCUUAUGAAUAUUAUUUUUUCAUGUUAUUUUCAUCAUUUUCAGUUAUAGCAUACAGGCUUAACUAGUUCAUUUAUGGGACUUGGGUAAGACUGAAUAUGGA